Molecule: messenger RNA, 675 nt
Organism: Soboliphyme baturini
Lineage: Eukaryota; Metazoa; Nematoda; Enoplea; Dioctophymatida; Soboliphymatidae
Source: the annotation of a GenBank genome assembly
AUGUUUUUGACCAAGGCCCAUCUCUUCAAAACCGGCUCUGACGCUAUCCGAAUCUCAUGUAUCGGUGCGAAAUGCCUGCUGAAAGUGGAGAUAUUGAUCAAACGGGUUCCCCUCGGAAAGGUAUUUCUGUUGAAGAAGAGCACGGCGGAUCAAGAGGAUCUCGGUAUUAUUCACAAGAACGGCAAAAACGAGGUUGUGAGUGUCGUAGACGGUGGCAUUGCGGCAAACAGCGGAUUGCCACCCCGUUCGGCUAGCUUCUUUAACCCUGAGACGGAAACGAAUUGGUUCAUUACGGAAGUGAACGGUCGCCCAGUCAACCUUUUUGCCAAGGAUAAUGAAAGGGAAAUGCACGUUUGUGCAGCGCAUUGCUGUGAGGACAAGCAGCUGAGCAUGGAGUCGGUUGAUCGAUGUGUGAAAAAUUGUUCGAAACGGGGUCAAGCGGCCCAGGAAUACAUACAGGAAGAGAUGAAGAAUUUUCAGGAAAGAAUAAAUCGGUGUGCCUUGGAUUGUCGAGAUCAGGUUCGCGACAUGAUGGAGACGUCGAAGAGCGAACAUGUGUCAGCUGACCUGCAGCAGAAGGCGGACAAUUGCCUGAUGAAAUGCGUCGAUGACCACAUUCGAUUAAUUCCGGGUCUCAAGAAGCGUGUUACUGAUUUCCUCAUCAGCAACCGCUAG